AUAAAAAUGUAUUGGAGAACUAACAGUUAAAAUGUGUAGCUAUUCUUAAAUUGAAUUUCUUUUUAAGGAGCGGUAAGGUCAAUGCCGCUUAAAAAAAAAUCAGACUCUAAAUAUUAAUUUACCCCUAAACAUCUCUUUUUCCCUCUUCCCUCUUUCCUCUUUCUUUCAUUUUCCCUAUUCUUCCCGCUGAACUUUCAGCCUCUUCUUCCAGCCGAACCUUCAGCCACCAGCCAGCCACGUGCGAUGCCGAACCACCAGCCAUGUGCGACGCCAUCGACGCUGAACCACCAGCCACCUGCGACGGCCAAAGUCCACCAGCCACGUUAACAGCUUUCAUACACGUACGUCAUCUUAUCGCCUCAUUCGUCAAUGCAGCAUGUCUCUCACGUUAACAGCUUGCAGUCAGGUUCCAGUUGAUUGUGAAAGUCGAUCCUCCAUUCUUAGAGAUGCCUAAGUUGCUUGUUCCGUUCAGUGAUCACUUUCUUGGUCGAGUGACAUAUCGGGGUGGUCGUACUUUAAAUCACAUUAAGACUAGGUUUAUGGAGCUCGGGCUGCUUGAAAGGGCUAAGGAAUCCCUUUUUAAGCAGUUCUUUUUGGCUUCGAAGUGUAAUUUCUCCAUAGUCUUGGUGCAUCAACUGCCGUUGAGGAAAAUCGCCAGCAACAGCGAAGAUGAGGUGCAUUUUUUCUUGGGGUCGAAGUCUUGUAGAUUCGGCAUGGGAGAGUUUGCCCUGGUGACGGGGAUGAAUUUCAGUACCUUCCCAUCACUAGAGGAGUUGGAAGGGCAUAAUCUCAGCAACCGGUUGAUAAAGGAGUAUUUCAACGAUGCUGAGAAAGUAAAACUCUCACAGGUGGACCAUGCUUUUAAGACUUGUACUAUUGUGGAAGAUGCAUACAAGCUUGGUCUAUGUUUGUUGGUUGAUGGGGUUCUGAAUUCCAUUGAGGGCAAGUUGCACAUUUGGCGAGAUAUUCUGAAAAUUGUUGAGGACGUAGAGUACUUAUUCAGCUAUCCAUGGAGGAAGUACUCUUAUAGGAGGCUAUUGCAGUCUUGUAAGAAGGAUAUGGUGAAGCAAAAUGCCAACUAUGAUGCCAAGAAGGAUGCCAAGGUGCAGCAAGAGUCCAAAUACAGUAUGUAUGGUUAUGCCCCGGCCUUACAAUACUGGGCUUAUGAGGCUAUCCAGCAGCUUGCGACGGAGUUUGUUGUGAGAUCGGGAAACAUGGUCCUGAGGAUGCUUAGUUGGUCGCAUUGGAGGAACAAGGAUUUCACCAAGUCCGUCAUCUCACCGAUGUUAUCGAAGAAGAAUUUGAUUGUCCUUCCGAUGUUGAAGCCUCGACCAACAAAAAAAGACUAUUAUUUGUCUUUGACAGAGGGAGAUCUUCCCCUUUAUCCUGGGCUUGGCCAGGAUCCCUCGGAGGCUGAUGAGGAGGAGGAUGCCACUUUUGAGAAAAUCGCGGAGAUAGUUUCUCAAGCAACCGAGGCAGCCAAGAUAUUUGAUGAUGCUGCCCCGGGGGAGGAGGUUGCAGGUCCCACCCCUCAUGUUGCCCCAGCCUCAGCCUCAGCCCCAACACCAGCCUCAGCCCUUGAGCUCGCUGACUUGAUUGAGCGGUUGGACAUAGUCGAGGGUCGACAGGAGACCCUCCUGAAGAACCAGUCGGUGAUCUUGGACGUAGUCAGUCAGAUCCUGACAUUUAUUAAGGAGAAACCGAGGGGCUCCAAUGAAGAUUCAGACUUAGAGUCAUUGGAUAUUCCUCUGGACUAUGUUGAUGAUCCAACUACACCUCCUACCAUCAUUGUGACACCUGAUGUUGGAACUUCGAGAGUCGUUAUUGUCAACCCUGAGGAUGUUGCUAGGGUUCAGUUUCAGAGGACUAGACGCCAAAGACGCAAGCCAGAUUGGUUUGAGGACUAGACUGAUCCCACGAGGAAAAGACCUCGCACUGAUGCAGCUGCACCAGAAGAGGAGGCUACACAGGAGGCUACACAGGUGCUGGACCCUCUCAAGAAGCCAGAUCGCAAACAGUAUAGGACAAUGUGCAAGUGCCUGCUUGGAGACACCCCAAUAAGACCCCGAGGGAUGUAAAGACUGGGAAUCACGGUCCAGCGUGGUUUCCGACGUGGAAGACACCCCAGUCGUGGCUCAAUGAUGGGCAUAUUGAUGCGGUAGAACACAUGCUUCGUAUGCAUCGCAAGUAUUUUCCCAAUAUAUAUCGACAGAAUGCAGUUGUGAUGAACAUGUAUUUCUCACAAGUGAUACCUGCCCGAUAUGAUCAGUACAAGAAAAUUGCCGACAAAACAAAGUAUACGUGGGAUUCUGACGUUAUGUCCAUGUUGACCGGCAUCGAACAACAAUUUCUGGCAUCUUGGGAAGGAGUUGAGGAUGUAUAUUGGUGCCAGAACUAUGGACAACAACAUUGGUUUUCCAUUGAGGCUUCCAUUUCUAGUUGGACCCUCACUGUUUAUGAUUCGGACAACUCGAUGAUUAGUGACGCAAAGCUGGAAGAAAUUAUGAAUCCAUGGUGCUUUUUGCUUCAUUCUCUGUUAAUGCAGAGUAAACUGUUUACUGAUAGCUUGAUGUUGAAGAUUCCAUCAGCAAGAAAGAGGCUGCAUCAGUUCACAUGGCAUCGCAAACAGAAACACGAGCUCACUCAGUCAAAGAGAAGUGGGGAUUGUGGUGUGUAUGCUGUCAAGCAUAUUGAGCAUCUAAUGGUCGGCCUUCCAUUGGAAACUAUCUGCGAUGAAAAUAUGGAGAUGUUCAGGAACAAGUGGACCACAUACUUGUGAUAUCAAAAUUUGUUACCUUGAUGGUUGUAUAUAUACAGGGUCUUUAAUUGUGCAGUUUUUUGUUCCCAUUUUUUUGUAACUUACAUAUGUCUGUUAUCGAGUUCAUAUUGAACAUUAUCGAACUAAUAUCGAGCUAUAUCGAACUGUUAUCAAACUAAUAUCGAGCUUCAAUCGAGCAAUAUCAUUUUCAUAACCA
Molecule: messenger RNA, 2975 nt
Organism: Humulus lupulus (European hop)
Lineage: Eukaryota; Viridiplantae; Streptophyta; Magnoliopsida; Rosales; Cannabaceae
Exons: 5
Coding region: 447-1907 (486 amino acids)
Source: RefSeq, a predicted model, not a curated record